AUGAUGAAUGAAAAGAUAUACGAUGUCAAAGCAUUUCCUUCGUUAUACGACCUGAAUGAGAGUGUCUUCUGUGGUACAUAUAAAAAUGGCCUUCUAAUGGCAGAGUCUGCGCGCGGUAUCUGCGGCCAGGAGGGCUGCCGCGAAACGCGUUACUAUAUCGAGAACGGCUUGUGGUUUUGUCGUCAAGGGCAUCAACAGCAGGGCCAGGAAGUUGUUGUGGACGACGAGAACUUCGGCGCCCAUGGCAGAACAGCCCGGCGGAAGAAGGUCCAGGCUGAACGAAGAUCCAAAACUUAUCAUGGAAGUGAUGCAUUCCAGCUGUUCCUUGAAGCCUAUCAGCUUUUGCUGUGGAAACAAUGUCACGCCCUGAUUCAUGUCAAGGGGCUUCCCUCAGAACUCGAGCGGAUUGUAAAGGAGCUAUGGAUUCUCCGGCUCGAGAAGAUUUAUGAAGGGAGGGACGAUAUCUAUGCCGACGACGAGAAUUCCACCCAGCUCUUCAGUUCUCAGACUGGCGUAUCAAAUGAAAUUGAUAAAGAAGAGUAUCGAUAUCACAAACGGAAACUCAGUACUUCGCCGCGAGUAAUUGACUCUUUAGCUCUCUGUUACUUGGGUACAUUAUUACUCCGGCUUCCAGUGAGCAUUGGGUAUCUGCAAAAGUGGGUUGCUGAGGAUGAAAUACCGUUCAUGAGGCCUCUCCGUUUUAUACCCUCAGAAAUGAAAGACCGGCUCCCUGCCAUAUAUCACGUCGCUUUUGAUACAAGGAAUCUUCCUGUUGGGGAUCAAGUUCACCGAGCCGUUGCAGACAUGAUAAUGCUUUAUCACCGUGGUUUUAGCAUGGAGUUUCCAGCCGUCAACACAUCAUUACUCCUUUUCUCGUUUCCCAAAGAUGUGACUGGGAAGUUUCGUCGUCUAUACCUACCAGAAGUGCAACUAAUGUGCCUUGUAAUUGUUGCUACUAAGCUUCUGUUCCCAUUUGACAACGUCAAAAGAUACCCACCGGCGCCAAAUGAUCCUUCCGUCCAGGUUAUGGAUUGGGAGAAAUGGGCUGAAGCUCAAAACACAUUUGACAGUAGGGGGAUUUCACAGGGGUUCCUCACAAAUGGUGCUGCAAUGAAAGCCACAGAGAUGGAUGCAAUGGAAAUGACACAGCAACAGCUAGAUGAAUACAUGGACUGGUACGAUAGGCUUUGGAUUGCUGUAAAGGUAGGGUGGCCACUUCAUUGUACCAUGCAAGCCGUCCGCUAA
Molecule: messenger RNA, 1245 nt
Organism: Nannizzia gypsea CBS 118893
Lineage: Eukaryota; Fungi; Ascomycota; Eurotiomycetes; Onygenales; Arthrodermataceae
Exons: 7
Coding region: 1-1245 (414 amino acids)
Biological process (GO): RNA polymerase I preinitiation complex assembly; nucleolar large rRNA transcription by RNA polymerase I
Cellular component (GO): RNA polymerase transcription factor SL1 complex; RNA polymerase I core factor complex
Molecular function (GO): RNA polymerase I core promoter sequence-specific DNA binding
Source: RefSeq, a predicted model, not a curated record